Anguilla rostrata (American eel) is the source of this 1938-nucleotide messenger RNA. Its product is annotated as C2 calcium-dependent domain-containing protein 4C-like. The transcript has 2 exons. Lineage: Eukaryota; Metazoa; Chordata; Actinopteri; Anguilliformes; Anguillidae. The coding region runs from base 530 to 1831 and encodes 433 amino acids. The record is from RefSeq and is a predicted model, not a curated record.
UGAUUUCACAUCUUUCCAACUAAUUACUCUCCAAUGCUCAUGCCGAAAGCUCCCGUUAGGACAGUAGCCUACAAUUUUGGUUUACCCAGUCUUAUGCAACUCAUAUUAUUUAUUUUAACGGUGCCAGGUCCAAUCAUAAACAAUUAAUCAACCAACAACAUUUAAUCGAGAAAUUAAUAUUUUUUAAAUGCAUCGAGAAAGCGUUCAGACAAAUUUAGUCAGUGUAGGACAACUAGAUUGUUUGCUGGUCAAGUCAUUUUAGGAAAAUGAAAACGGCAGAUUGUGCAGAAGUCAGAAUACGAAUCUUGAAACCAGAGACGAUGUUACUUCGCAAGCCAGUUAAAUCACGGUGUUCCACGCUCCUUCCAUUCAUCCGAUAGCCAUUGUCAACCUACGUUUGCAAGUAUCAAAUGCUAAAAUAAUGCACCGGUGAUUCUGAGAAGGUCAACAUAGGCGUCACAAUGGAACCAGCGAGAAAAAAGUCGUUAAACAACAUUGAGUUUGGAAAACCCUCCAAGGCUGAGUGUCCAUGUGGGUGGUUGAGAAGAUCCGUGUGUCAGUGGAGAGAACUAACCUGCCCAUCCCUAUCACCGAGUACAGCUUCAGGAUCGCCGACGUCAUGUUCGGGGAUAAGGCCACCUCUGAGAGGAGCAAGAGAAUCUCCCUUUGCCCAAACGUCAUCACUCCUGCCACCAUCCCGGAAUUCUGUAUCCCACCAAAGAUCCCCUCCCAGCAGGAGGUGAAGAGCACAGAGUUCUUCAGGACUGCCCCUGGAUCCAGCCCCAGUGCUGAGACGCUGGAUCGGGAGGUGAUCAGUACGCACAUCAUCCAGGUGGAGAGUGUGGAAGAGGCGCCAUUCGACAAUGGGUACAGCGAUGAGGAGACCACUAACGCAGACCCGCAAAGCCAAGCUGCCCUCUCCCUCCCCCAUCUGGCCAAAGCACAGACCUGCUACGGUUUCUGCACCCUGCUGGAGAGCCCCCACACAAGGAGGAAGGAGUCUCUGUUCCACAGUGACCCCAGCUCUUGCGGCAUCCCCCUGGUCCUCUCCAGAAACCGGCCCAGUGCGUGCUCCAAAGCCUUCGGCCUCGGUGCGCUGAGCUCCCGGCUCUCCCCUCGGGGCCUGGCACUGAGACGGCAAGGCACCCAGGACAGUGACACCACCUCCUCCACCGAGUCCUCCCCCUUCAGCUCGCCGCUGCUCGCCCGCUCGCUCCCCAAGUCGUCGCUCUUCAAGACCCUGAGCCACGAGAGGCUGCUGGCCAGGAGCGCCAGGAAAAUGGCUGUGUCCAGGAACAACUCUCUGUCCACCGACGAGGGUAGCUCCACGGACAACAGCCCCAACGUCUUGAGGAGAGCAUCCGAUGGCCUUGUAGAGCCUCCGUCCGACGCUUUCAGCCUGGCUCCACCGGCCAUCUUCCCCACCGAACUGGUGCUCUUCAGGGAGAGGGUCACGAGGGAGAGUCGGGUACCCCUGGGCAGGGAUGGGACCCUGAGGCUUUCAGCAGAGUAUUGCCCUGAGAACCAGCAGCUCCGGGUGCGCCUGAUCAGCACUGAGGGGCUUUACGCCCCUUCUGUGGACCCAAAAAGCAUCAACUGCAGCGUGACCAUCUCCAUGAUGCCCGGAAAGUCCCAGAAACAGCGCAGUACUGUUAUCCGGAAAAGCCGGAACCCCAUCUUCAAUGAGGAUUUCUUUUUUGACGGGAUAUCUGAGGAUGGCCUCGGCUUCCGUUCUCUGCGGUUCAAAGUGGUCAAUAAAAUGCCAACGAUGAAGAGGGACUGCACUCUUGGUGACUGUGAGCUUCCUCUGACCACCAUAUUAACUCUGUAAUGUCUGACACUCAUUUCUUCCCGAUUUGUAUGUACAACAUUAUUUAUUUCUACUUUUAUAUUGUAUAAAAAAUGUUGCAUAUUAAAUUAUUUAAAAAAAAACAUAAA